AUAGAUCGUCGGUGCGUUCCCUGGAGAAGGGAGACUUUAAUUUGCAUCGGAUGAACAGAGGAAAUACGCAACAGAAUGUCUUCAGUUUCAUCGCAGUUUCUCGACAGAUGAACAGAGCGGGAAAAGUAGUGCGGAUCCGCGAGAAAGUGGUCUUGUCAACUGAUUGUCCCUGUGCUGCCUCCUGAUUGGCCCUGUGCUGUGGGCCCUGCCUCCUGAUUGGUCGUCUGUAGGAUUCCACCAAUCACGGCUCCCAUUCUGGGCCAUGUCUAAGAGUGACACCUGGCCAGGUGGUGUUGCCAUGGAAACGGUCAUCUCAAAGGACAGCGCUGGGAGCUAUGACAGUGUAAUCAGCAUGGACUCUAAUCAUAGUGAUGACAGUCUUAUGUAUUUUGCGCCUGACGUGAGAGCGAGUCUGAUGUUUCUGGAAGAGACCAUUGAGUCUCUGGAGUUGGAGGAGGACAGUGGCCUUUCCAAUGACGAGCUUGACCCAUACACGCCAACUCCCACACACACCGACAAGGUCACCAUCUGUCUCCCUACACACACACGGAUGGAAGAUGUGUCCAGAUGCCAUGACGAUCCCAACCAGGUGAUGGGUAAAAACCACAAGCCAUCGAUGAGCUACAUGGUGCCCACACCUUUACUCCUGGCCAACGGCCCUAGCCUCCUGCGCUCGAGAUUACCGUCGUCUUCAGCUGCGGACCACAAGCCAACACCCACGCCAACGCCCCCCACUACUGGCACGGCUGUCGCUAAACAUGCCGGUCCGGAGGCUGUCGCCAUGGAUAAACUUAUUACUGUGCCAGCUGCCGUCUCGACUAGUGGACACUCUGCUGCUGCUGACCCAGUUGAAAUCGAUAUAAGUAAAGUCAUGCCUGCUGGACUGGAGGUGACCUCUACUAAACUGAUUACUGAUGCAUUCGAAUUGCCAACGGAUAAAGCCGUGGACUCACCUGAGCUGAUAGGUGAUGAGCGCACCACGGAUGCAGCUGGGAGGCCUGUGAGCACACACACCAGUGAUCCCGAUCAACUGAUCUCUGCUAAUCUCGCGGGUGGCCCAACUACUCACCAGAUGCCUGUAGAGGUGCCCACAGACACCACCCUCACAACUACCCCUGCCUGUGCCAGUGCAGUGGGUAUCAGUGAGGAUGCCACCAGCGCCACACCUGUGGAGGAUGCCCCCAAAGCCCCUCAGGUUGCUGGGGUCGCCCCUCCUGGAGGGGGCAUGGAGUUUAUUCCGCCCCCCAUGGCCUUCAUGGAUGAACCAGCGGAGGACAGUGACUCUGAGACGCCCGUGCCCUCAGACAUUAACCUGGCAGACAUCCCAGCUCCAGCUGUUCCGGCAGAGGACGCCCCAAAUCCCGCUUUUCCAGCGUCUGAUAUUCCAGCUCCUGUGAUUCCAUCUCCAGAUGUUUUGACCCAGGAUGCUAAUGACGCUAGUUUCUCAGCAUCCGGCAUUCGUCCUCCAGUUAUGUCAUCUCCAGAUGUCCCUGCCCGGGUCACCUUUGAUGCUAUGCUCCCAGACAUAGUCAUUCCACCUCCAGAGAUUGCAACACCCAACAGUCCAGAUCCUCCUGAUAAUCCCAUCCCAGUAAUUCCCAGUCCAGACAUCCCAGCUCUCGUUAUUCCAACAAUUGACAUUCCAGCUCCUGAUCCACCGAGCGCAGUCCCCCCUUCCCAGACUCCUCCAAACGAGAGCGAAACAGCGAACGGAGCGGCGGGCGGAGCAGGGGGCGUGGAAAGCGUUGGCCCCGCCUCCCAGAGAGGCCCGCUGUCCUACAGUGAACUGGAGAAGCUGCGGAAGAAGGCGUCCAUGAAGAAGGCGCCGGGAUCCGUCCCCGUGGUCCACAUUCGCCGGCCGGCCUCCCCGGCCCACCCCGCCCCGGCCCAGUCGUCUCCCACCGCCGAGGGUCUGCCGCGGCCGCCACAGGAGUACUGCGACGCCAAGAGCCCGCCGACCGUCGCUCCCAAGCCCAAGAAACUGCCCUCCAACAUCGUCCUAAAUCCGCACCGGUUGGCCGACCCCGUGAGCGGUCCUCUCAUCUCGCCUGACCGGGUUCUGAUGGACCCGCAGAAGGUGCACAUGGAGGCGCUGCGCAAACUGGGCCUGCUCAAGGGCGACGAGCCAGACUCCCGUGCCGCCUCCGGCCACUCCCUCUCGCCGAGGUCACGCAGGUCGUGGGCGCCACCCUCCGGUCCGCUGCCCACACCUGAGGUGACCGCUCAGCCGGCCCUGCCCUCCCUGAGGCCUCCUGCAGCAGACACACCCAGCCCCAAGCUCUCUCCUGCCCCCCAGAGGAAGACGGUGCAAGUGCGGCUGGCCCCUCGACAGGUGCCCUCUGGCUCUGACGAGGGUGGUCAGGGGGUAGCGGAGACGCCAGUGGGGGGCAAUGAGGACGAGCAGGACGAUCUGGACAUACCAGAUCAUCUCCCGCCCAGCCCUCCCGCCGCACACGCACACACACACACACACACACACACAUCCCCCAACAGCUCGGCGCCCCGUCCCCAUGGCAUCAGUGUUCAGAUCAGCCCCCUCAGUAAUGAAGAGGACCGCAGGGAGGCGCUCAGGAAACUGGGCCUACUUAAGGACUAGACAGUGUGUGUGUGUGUGUGUGUGUGUGUAGCUGGGGCUACUUAGGGACUAGAGUAUGAAUGUGUGUGUGUGUG
Alosa alosa (allis shad) is the source of this 2670-nucleotide messenger RNA. Its product is annotated as proline-rich protein 36. The record is from RefSeq and is a predicted model, not a curated record. The transcript has 4 exons. Lineage: Eukaryota; Metazoa; Chordata; Actinopteri; Clupeiformes; Clupeidae. The coding region runs from base 263 to 2596 and encodes 777 amino acids.